Molecule: messenger RNA, 1865 nt
Organism: Coregonus sp. 'balchen'
Lineage: Eukaryota; Metazoa; Chordata; Actinopteri; Salmoniformes; Salmonidae
Source: the annotation of a GenBank genome assembly
AGCCAUCAUGGUGUCCCACAAGGAGUUUGAGGCUGCGGGGAAGGAGCCAGGGCUGCAGGUGUGGCGUAUUGAGAACAUGGACCUGAAGCCAGUCCCCAAGGCCCUACACGGCAACUUCUUCACAGGAGACGCAUACAUCCUCCUCUACACCACCGCAGCCCCAUCCCACUACAUACACAUGUGGAUGGGUAAGACACACACACUACAUACACUAGGCUCUUGACAGCCAUUUCUUUACAUGUUGAAGAAAUGUCAUUGACUCCCAUUCAAAUGCUUUGAUAAUACUCACAUUCCUGAAAGUAACCACUGAUCAGACAUGGACUGGAUUUGAGAAAGCUAUCUAGUGGAGACCUUGCUUUCAUCCAGUCAUCUUAGAUCAAUGUUUACUUUGAGAAAGAGAGGAGUUAUUUGGUUAUAUUGGAUCUGGGUCACUGGCAGACAUUACAUAGACAGACUAGUAUGGACAUAUGGAUGAGGUAGAGAUACGCCCACAGACAAAUACACCAAAGGAGGCUGGUGGGAGGAGCUAUAGGAGGACAGACUCAUUGUAAUGGCUGGAAUGGGAUCAAUGGAACGGAGUCAAACACGUUGUUUCCAUGUGUCAGAGUGUGUAUGUGUGUAAACACUAACACCCUAUAGCUGUUGUCAAUCUACACGUAGACACUGUGGUAAAUCUAUAUAUAGCAGGUAUUGCUUGCGCAGAGAAUGUUCCGUUUUCUCACACUUGGUUUGAAGUGAAGAGACCACAUGAGAAAGCGUUUCCAGCAACACACUUCACUAUGAUGCUUUGGCAAUGAUAACAGUGAUGUUGAAACUCCCCUUCCUGGUACCUUACUGAAAUGUAUUUGUGUAACUCUAUUUGCCCCCUUUUUUUUGUCUAGUCUAUUAGCUUAAUUCAAUUGGCUAAAGAUCUUUCUGGGCAUGGUAGGCUACAUACAAGUGCACUUAUCUUCAAAGAAAGCCAACACCAAAUUAGAAGACUCUCUCCUCUCAUUUCCUUCCUUCUCUCUCUCUGUCUCUUUUUUCUCUUUCUGUAUUCACUUCCCUCCAUCUCUCCUCUCUAUAAACUUCUAGUUUGUCAGUUUGACUUUACAACAAGACAAACCAGAGUGAACCCAAUGUGCGUGCUGAGCUGUGCUCACACACAUGGCAUACCAGUUCUGGGGUAGUUUUUACCCACCCACAAUAGACAGACAAGCCUGGUCUGGACAUGUUUAUGUGCUGCCUUGCUAACAAGGCUUAAGUUCUCUAUUGUGGCGGCGGCCUUACAGAUCUAACAUGCUCUAUCAUCCCCGAUCCAGAUCUGAUCAAUGUAAAAUUGCAAACAACUCCACCCACCACGGUUGAACCAUGUUUAACCCCAUGUUGGAGCCUUAGGGCCCAACUACAGCAAUGUUUACCCUUAAUCAAGAGGAUUGACUGGUUCUUGGUGGAGUGUUUGGUGGAUCUGAUCAAACCAGUUCUAAUAUAAUAAUUUUAUUGUACUCAUUAUUUGUAUGUAAACCUUGGGAUGAAGUCUCAUUCCGUUAGCUUGGAGCAAUUGCUAAAGAAUUGUACUCCACAUUUCAAAUGAGAACACUUUUAACAAAUGCUUGGGAGCAAGUCUUUCGUAUAUGCAGGAUUCUCUGUGGAUGAUGUCACUUUCUCUGUGGAGGAUGUCACUUUCUCUGUGGAUGAUGUCACUUUCUCCUCUCUUCUCUUUCUUCCCUCCAGGUGAUGAGUGUUCUCAGGAUGAGAGCGGAGCGGCGGCCAUCUUUGCCACCCAGCUGGAUGACUUCCUGGGCGGAGGGCCGGUCCAGUUCAGAGAGGUCCAGAACAAUGAGUCCAUCACCUUCAUGGGCUACUUCAAGUCUGGCAUCAAGUAC